Molecule: messenger RNA, 837 nt
Organism: Pyricularia pennisetigena
Lineage: Eukaryota; Fungi; Ascomycota; Sordariomycetes; Magnaporthales; Pyriculariaceae
Exons: 2
Coding region: 1-837 (278 amino acids)
Cellular component (GO): intracellular anatomical structure
Molecular function (GO): oxidoreductase activity, acting on NAD(P)H, oxygen as acceptor
Source: RefSeq, a predicted model, not a curated record
AUGGCCUCCACCAACGGUGCACCUUCACUUGCCCCAGAAGCCAUCUCUACCCUGCCCGGACCUGACCAUGACUAUAAGAUCACGCUAAGGGACAAGGUCAUUGCCAUCUCUGGUGCAAACCAAGGUAUCGGCCUGGGCAUUGCAGAGGUCUGCCUCGCCAAUGAUGCCGCCAGCGUCUACUCCCUCGACAUCUCAGAACCGGGCACCGCGUUCGCCGAGCUGUGCAAAAAGUACCCCAACCGUUUCGCCUUCCUCCACUGCGAUGUGACGGCGUACGAAUCCGUCGACAAGGCCCUUGACGCCAUCAUCGAGGCCAAGGGCCGGUUCGACGGCAUGGUGGCCAACGCAGGCGCGACCAAACACAAGGCCGCGCUCGACUUCACCCCCGAGGAGUUUGACUUUCUGUUCAAGCUCAACGUCGUCGGUGGCUGGAACUGCGCGACGGCGGCGGCCAGAAAGUUCAUCAAGCUGGGCCGCAAGGGCAGCAUCGUCUUCACCGCCAGCAUGACUUCGUACCGGCCGAAUCGCGCCGCGCCCAGCGCCCCCUAUGGCGCCACCAAGGCCGCCAUUCGCAACUACACGCACACGCUGGCCAUGGAGUGGUCGCAGUACGGCAUCCGUGUCAACAGCAUCAGCCCCGGGUUCGUCAAGACGGCCCUGACGUACUACGUCGAGACCAGCCCGGACUGGGACACCAAGAUGAAGUACUACGGGGGCAUGCCGAGGCUGGCGCUGCCGCAGGAGCUGGGCGGCGCGUACGUGUACCUGUUGAGCGAGCAGGCGACGUACACGACGGGUAUUGAUAUUCCUAUUGCGGGUAUCGUUGGUGCUUGGUAG